AGGAACUGACGAAGAGUGAUAACUGAUCAUGAAGGUCAGAGCUUGUCUAAAAGCAAGAGUCAACUACACCGCCAUCUUCCUCUUUCUGACCAUGGCUGUCUUUGUCUUCGUGCUGCAUAACAUCGAGACCCUAGAGGUUUGGUAUAAAGUGAACUUUACCACUGGCCUCCUGAAACCUGCCACAGACCAUCACAGGCGCCAUGGCUUCUGCACCUUCGAGCCGUUAUCUCCUGAGGAUGCUGAGGAGGAACGCCUUCUACUAGAAUCCACUGCUUGGCCUAAAACUCCAGUUUUGCCAUCUCCUCUUUCGCUGGAGGAAACCAGUGAUCCUGCCCACAGCACCUUCACCAUUCUUCCAGGAAAGGACGGACGACAAUGGCAGAUAGGGGACCAGCUGGAGGUCACAAUAAAAAUGCGUGACUUUAAAGGACGUCCAAAGAACACUGGGGGAGAUGUCUUACUCGCUCGGCUGCACAACCCGAGCCUAGAAGCAGGUGUUGCUGGGAAAGUGGUGGAUCAUCUCGAUGGCACAUACACUGCUGUUUUCUCUUUACUAUGGGAAGGAAGCGCACAGGUCCAGGUGACACUGGUUCAUCCAAGUGAGGCUGUUACUGUGCUGCGAAGGCUGAGCGUCGAAGAGCCAGACAGGAUUUACUUCAAGAGCGUCUUUCGCUCAGGCAACCUCUCCCAAACAACCACCUGUAACAUCUGUUUGCGUCCGACCCAGCAGCCGCAGUGCAACUACACGGACGUCCGCACAGGAGAGCCCUGGUUCUGCUAUAAGCCACAAAAUCUGAGCUGUAAGGCUCGGAUCACCCACUUCAGGGCAGGACUCAGACGAAGCCUCAAGGCCAAGGAGGGGAAACUCUUUCAGCGUCGGGUCAACAUGAAAGUCCCCAUUCGGGCCUCAGAACCUGCCGACAUCACUGUGUUGCCAAAAAAGGAAGGUCAACUAAAUGUGGAGAGCAGCAUUGUGAAGUCUGGACCUGCUGGCUAUUAUUACCAGGGUGUGUGGCAUGCACUCGGUGGAUCGACAGUUCACCAGUUCAACAUUGAAGCAAUCACUCAGUGUUUGAAAGGCAAGGUCAUCUACAUGUUUGGAGACUCCACUGUGAGGCAGUUUUUUGAAUACCUCACUGCUGAACUACCAAAUCUGAAGGAGUUUGACCUGCACAGCCAGAGGAAAGCUGGACCUUUCAUAUCCUUGGAUUAUACAAACAACAUCUUGAUGAAGUACCGCUUCCACGGUCCUCCUAUCCGCACUGUCCCUGUCCCAAUAAGUGAGCUGCGUUACAUGGCCAGUGAACUCAAUGGUGUAACUGGAGGUUCCAACACUGUUGUCAUUUUUUGCGUCUGGGCUCAUUUCGGCACUUUCCCCAUGGAGCUCUACAUCCGGCGGUUGCAGACCAUCCGCAGAGCGGUGGUGCAGCUGCUGGACAGAGCUCCAGACACGCUGGUUAUCAUCCGGACUGGGAACCCCAAGGAACUCACAUUUACUGCAGCGCAAACCAACAGUGACUGGCAAACGUACCAGGUUAACAAGGUGCUCAGAGCCAUGUUCAAAGGACUGAAUGUUCAUUUUGUGAAUGCCUGGGAGAUGACUCUGGCCCACCACCUGCCCCACGACCUCCAUCCAAAACCUCCCAUCAUUAAGAACAUGAUUAAUGUUAUCAUGUCCUACAUGUGCCCUCAACAGGGAGGCUAGAUGUGUGGGACAGGAGUCAUUGUGACUUGGACUUUAAUCAACUGAAGUCACUAUAUUUAUGACUUGCAACUUGACUUGACAAAAACAAAUGACUUGGGACGUGCUUGAGACUGGGACCAAAUUACUUGGGUGUCAUGUUUACCAAUCAAAUCUAUUUUAAGCUGGGCAUUGUUGAGAGAGAUCAGGUAUUACAAAUAACCAAUGCUGAAUGCAGUGCCCCAUGUUUUUCGAGCGGGGAUACAAGAAGCCACUUGCUGUAUUUAUGAAAUUACUGUGUGGUUGCAAUUACAGUUAGCUGAGAUUUGACAACACUAAUCCUGCUGCUAAAUGUCUAGGAGUGUCCUCCUAGUUUGACUGCAAGGUACAAGGAACUUUACAAAUACC
This is a messenger RNA of Acanthopagrus latus (yellowfin seabream), 2089 nucleotides long. Its product is annotated as NXPE family member 3-like. The record is from RefSeq and is a predicted model, not a curated record. Bases 29 to 1705 code for a protein of 558 amino acids. NCBI's taxonomy places the organism in Eukaryota, Metazoa, Chordata, Actinopteri, Spariformes, Sparidae. The transcript has 6 exons.